AUGGAGAUGUGGGUGAGGAUUCUAAAUCUCCCUUUCGGCUGGAUGAACGAGAGGAGGGGUGCUAGGGCUGCGGGCCUCAUUGGCAAGGUAAUCAAGCUGGACGUGGAUUCAGAUGGCAAUGCAAGUGGACCAUUUCUGCGCGUGAACAAUGCAGUAAUUGGUGGGAUAGCCAUUGAUGUCGAAAGGUUAAAAGGGAUCCAAGAGCAGAAUUCUGAGGAAGAUUUAAGAACUUUUGUGGAUGGUUACUUGGGAAGUCUGCAACAAAAUUAUGAGCUGGCCAAGGAGUGUCUGGAUGACGGGAACCUGGCCGCCCGCGGCUGGCUGCCACCGCCGGUGGCGUCGGCCUACGCGGCGUCCAAGGCGCUGGUGAACGCCUACUCGAGGCUGCUGGCCAGGAGGCAGCCCUCGUUGGUGGUGUGCUGCGUCAACCCGGGCUUCGUGAGGACCGGCAUGAGCUACGGCAUGGGACUCGUCUCCGCGGAGGCGGGGGCCAAGCCGCCCGUCGUGCUCGCCCUGCGGGACGAGCCGGGUGACUCCGGACUCAACUUUGAGCUGUUUGACUUUCAUACUUGUGUUGUAAAGAAGCAAAAGAAACAUGAUUGA
Molecule: messenger RNA, 603 nt
Organism: Setaria italica (foxtail millet)
Lineage: Eukaryota; Viridiplantae; Streptophyta; Magnoliopsida; Poales; Poaceae
Exons: 5
Coding region: 1-603 (200 amino acids)
Cellular component (GO): membrane
Source: RefSeq, a predicted model, not a curated record